Molecule: messenger RNA, 1632 nt
Organism: Penaeus monodon (black tiger shrimp)
Lineage: Eukaryota; Metazoa; Arthropoda; Malacostraca; Decapoda; Penaeidae
Exons: 1
Coding region: 77-913 (278 amino acids)
Source: RefSeq, a predicted model, not a curated record
UCCAGCACCGUUCAGACGUCCAGCGAGCAGCGGCGCUUCUCUGGCUCUCUCACCUCACCGCAGCCCCAUCCUCACCAUGAUCUUACACUUUGCUUUGGUCGUAGCAUCUGUUUUCUGCAACGUCGCAGCUGCUACAGAUGCACGCAACGUGAACGAUUCAGAGCAGCGCCACCGGGAACUGUCUUCGUACGGACUGCCCUACUGGUGGCUCCUCAACUCUGCGCUCUCCCUUCCUCAGGACCGCCUCGACCAGCCCUCCUCGAAGAUAGAUGAGGCUCAGGAAGACGUGUCUGACCAAGACCUCUCUGUUCUCUCCCUCAUGCUGCCGACCGAAGACCAGCGAGAAAAGAACAUGUCUAAGCUCCCGCUGUCCUCCCCAAGCUACCUGGCCAAACGAUCCCGACGGUGCGGAACCAAGGGGCGAGGUCGCUGCCGUCGCGGUGAGGUCACCGUCAUUCCAGCUGCCCAGGUGAGCGAGAGCUGGAAGAACGACUAUGCCGCCUUGCCGGAAGUCAUGGUCGAGCUCUCCCAGAAGCAGGCGGAGGAGACAGCGUGCAAGGGCAUGUCCGUGCAGCUGUUCCGCGUGGACCUGAGCGAGCACUUCCUCGAGCCUCUGUGGGUGCGCGACACAGUCCACCUGGGCAUGUGCCCCUCCAAACUGCAGAUGCGGGAACUCGGAAGCAACGUGAUGCCACCGAGGGUCGUCGAGACCAAGUGCCUGUGCCAGCAAGAAUCCUGCUCCAACCUCGGCGGCGACUUCCGCUGCCAGGCGGUGAAGAAGUCCAUCUCGACCUGGGUGCGCCUCGAGGAGAACAAAUACAUCCCGUCUCAGGAGCUGGUGACGAUAGGCUGCGUGUGCGUCCAGAGAGCGAGUCCAGAGGGCAAGUAUGCUAAGCCAGCCCUUCUUUCUUAAAUAGUGACAACUUCACCUUCCCUUUGCUGGAGUCCACAAUGUAGCGGACCAAAGCUGCACCGUUCCAAUUAUCCCUAUAAAUAUAUCUGCAGUUACUCGUCUACCAUAUAUUUUCUCAGUCCAUUACCAGUCCAGCAUGUUUCAACAUUCGCCAGUCACCCCGUCCAAAUAUAGAUGACUGUCACUUAUUCUGUUAAGUAUCGAUUCUCAACAGUUACAUUCAAGUUUAAAGUCACGCCAGAUACCCGUCCAAUAAGUCGACUUUCUCGUCAGCGACCCGUCCAGCUAGUGAAUAGUUAAUUAGUCACCUGCCUGUUCAGCCACCUUCGCCGUCGGUAACUUGUCUAAUCAACAGUUGGCAGUACCGUAAGCUACAGUGCGAUCUAUACCUGAUAAUCUCAUGCAGUCCGUCUAAAAGCUGAACAGACCAUAUCAAAAUGCACAAAGGAGCGCAAAGGAAGGACAAAGAAAACAACAGAAAUAGGCAGUGUUGAUAAGAAGACAGCAAAAAAAAGUUCUGAAAGCUCCCGAAGCACAAGGCAAGACCGCGAGAGCCCGCGCCACAGGCAAGCCAGGCGGACGUGAACACCGGCCUCCCCUUUGGCACGACACCUCCGCUCGAAGAGGGUGAAGGGUGAUGAGGAAGGAAGGUCGAAGACUUGGUCGUGGAGAAGCUGAAGCAAGAACGAGGCCGCUCCACAGGGCGUCAGGACAGGUCG